This is a messenger RNA of Lytechinus pictus (painted urchin), 2060 nucleotides long. Its product is annotated as galanin receptor type 1-like. Gene Ontology annotation, biological process: G protein-coupled receptor signaling pathway. The transcript has a single exon. The record is from RefSeq and is a predicted model, not a curated record. NCBI's taxonomy places the organism in Eukaryota, Metazoa, Echinodermata, Echinoidea, Temnopleuroida, Toxopneustidae. Gene Ontology annotation, cellular component: membrane. Gene Ontology annotation, molecular function: G protein-coupled receptor activity. The coding region runs from base 27 to 1070 and encodes 347 amino acids.
ACAAAAUUGGCCCACAGUUCGUUAUCAUGAUUAAUUCAAGUUUCGAUCAGUCUUCAUUUGAAGAAGAAUACGAUGAGCAGGAAACUACCGCUCUCGUUGACACCAUCUUGACAACUACCUAUAUCGUAUUUGCGAUUCUGGGCAUGGUUGGUAAUGGCCUUGUCUUGAUAGUUAUAGCCCGCAUCAAAGAUCUCCAAGAUGUCACCAACCUAUUCAUCGCUAAUCAAUCCCUUAUUGAUUUCACAGCUUCUUUCUUUCUGCUGUUUGGUUUCGUUAUCCCUGUUCCUGCCUUGCCCAAGGACCGUCCGACACUUUCUAGUUUCAUCUGUUCUUUUUGGUACACCAAAUAUCCGUUUUGGUCUAUGAUCGUUGCAAGUUGUUUGAAUGUAGCAGUGAUAACUCUUGAACGCUAUAUUGCAGUGUUCUUUCCCAUUUACUACCGCGUUAGCAAAAUAUCAGGUAAGACGAUAUCUAUCACCUUUAUUCCAUGGAUCUGCGGGUUUCUCUUUCAAAUUAUUCUCCUUUCGUUCAGCAAGGUAGAAAAUGGACAGUGCUUUGAAUUUUUGUGGCCUGACGAAGCAACAAAGAUCGGAAUCUGCCUAACAACUUACUUGUUGGAAUUCUUGAUACCCGUUGGUACCAUGAUAUUUGUCUACGCCAGAAUAUUUUACCAGCUUCGUCGCAAAAGUGAUCCGUUUUCCCAACCAGCAAAUUCGUCGUCCCUGGGAGAAAAUGAAGGGAAAGCUAUUGGGCGCAUCAAUGUAGACUAUCGCAUUAAAGCUCGGAAGAAUACCAUCAAGACACUCGUAACAGUUUCUACCUGCUUUGUAAUCUGCUUGUCUCUCAAUCAACACAUCUAUCUCGCCUAUGGCUUUGGCAUGGAUCUGAACUUCGCAGGGUCAAUGUAUAUCACCUCUGUAGUUAUGGCGUUCGGAAACAUUUGGAUAAAUCCUCUUGUCUACACUUUUCAAUAUCAACGAUUUCAGAGAGGUAUCCAAAAACUUUUCUGGCCUACCAAGUCACAGCAACUCCAAGUGAAGGCUGUCUCUAGUAAUUCCAGGCAGAUUUAGCUAAAUUGUUUUAUUGAUAAAUGUUAAAUAAUCAUAACUUCAUUGAGAUUAUUAUUCAUGCGUUCUUAGCUCAAACAGCUGAAGCAAUAAUGAAUGGAAUGAACGCAGUCUCACUAGACAUAAUCUGGAUGAUCUGAUUAUGAUGGGUUUGUCACUUUGAAACGUUGCCGAAUAUUUUCCCUCAAAGUAAUAGCACUUUGAUUCAUGAUUAGAUUUAGGUGCUUGUUUAAAUUUUCGUAUAUCAAAUAUGUAUUUGCAUAGGCCUAUACCUCUACAGUACAUAAAAUUGUAUACAUGUGUCAGGAUUCCUCUUUAGGAAUCAUAUACUGCUUUCAUACAAGUUUUGUUUGGAAGGAUCCGAUUCUUACGUUAAAUAUACAAUUAUACAAUACCAACAAAAAUUGAAUACUGUCGUCGAAAGUUAUCUUAUCCUGUUAAUAUUUUGAUUUUCAUAAAUGCAAUCAUUCAUUAUUUUCAGAUCCUUUGCAUAUGUUGUACAUAUGUCAAGUUCAUUUUUUGUGAUUUUCAUAGUGAUAUCCAAUCAAUGUUUGGAAUAAUUAAAAAUAGGUUCAAACUUCAGGAAAUAAUUUCAGUUUACUGCAAAAUGAAACUAGUGAUAAAACUUGUGAUAAAAUCAAUAACAAAAAAAUCAAAAAUGUUUAUGGAAUCAUUUUGAACAUAGUCUGGAAUAGGAUUCUUUACAAUAUUUUUCAGUUGUGUACACAAUUUUUAUAUCAUUUUCGUGAGGCAUUAAGAUGGUAAUCGUUUAUAGAUCUAUGUAUUUUACAUUGUUGCUGAGAGAAUGAAUGUCGGGAAACUGUGUUGACCAAAGUUUGCAGUGUCUCGGUUUCCAAGAAGGGGUGAAGUUAGGAAUGCAUAAUAAUGAGAGAAAAAAAGUAAAUAAUUAUUUUGAGUUCAUGAAUUCAUACAUGUCUAUAUAAAAUCACUAAUUUGGAAUAACCUAAUGUCUCUUCAUUUUUUAAAAUAAAA